ACAUUAUGUAUAGGAGAAUAUUCAUUAAUUGUAAACACAGCUGCAGAGACUGCGACUUUCCAAACCCAGGAUACUUAUGAAAUCACUCCUCUUAUGAGACCUCUCUAUAUUUUUUUCUUUGUUUCUGUAGAUCUUGCACACAGGUAAUAAGCUACCAAAUACUUUGUCACUUGCUUUGUUUUUAAGCAUACAUACACAGUAUGAGCUCUCCUUAGUAUUAAAAAACUGAAUCUAUGAAAGUCAUCAAGACCAAACCAUUGGGUGAUAGUUGUUCUGAUGAUUAAUCUCUUAGGAGUAAUCUCUGUUAAACAUUCAUACUAACGUAGUAAUUAAACCUUAUUGAGGAGUUAAAAGAAAACUCUUUGGUAAGAGAAAUCAGCAAAAUUUCAAUUCUGUGUUUCACUUUAAAUAAGGAGCUGUGUGCUAUAAGAUAGCCUGGCUGAGACCUGUGAAAAGGAGAUGGAAUUUUCCUAUGAGGGUAUAAUGAAGAAUUUAAAAUUUAUACCAUAAAUAUUAUGUACAGAUAGAGUGAAUUUAAGAUGAGUAACAUUUCUAAUUUUGUUAUAAUAACUAUGUAGGAUGAAUACUGAUUUUUUACAAAUCAAUUUGCUAUAGAAGAAAAAUAGACUUUUUUAACAAAACUGUUUACCAAACUGUUUACAAAAUUGUUGGAUAACCCCCUUUGCUCACCUUUUCUAAAUCUGACUUUUCUUUCUCUGUUUCUGUAGAUUGCAGCUUUCUCUCUCACAGGUUUAUGUCCAGAUAGAAAUGUAAAGGCAUUUAAUGGACUGAAUGUCUUCAAAUUCAUAUAUCAAAGCCUGUCCCCCAGUGUGAUGGUGAUUGGAGAUGGGGUCUUUGGGAGGUGAUUAGGAAAAUGAGGGUGGGGCCUUGGUCUGAUGGAAUUAAUGCCCUUAUCAGAAGAGACACCAGAGAGCUUGAUCUCUCUCUCUCUCCACCAUGUGAGGAUACAGUGAGAAGGCUGCUGUCUGCAAACCAGCAAGAGAGUUCUCAGCAGAACCUGACCAUGCUGGCACACUGAUCUUGGACUUUCAGCCUCCAGAAUAAUUUCUGUUGUGUAAGCCACCCAGUCUGUGGUAUUUCAUUAUGGCAGCCCAAGCUAAGACAGAUUUUGAUACCAAGAGGUGGGUUGCUCCUGUAACAGAUACCUAAAAGUGUGGAAGUGGCUUUCAAAUUGGGUAAUGGGUAGGGGCUAGAAGCGUUUUGAGGCUCAUGCUAGAAAUGUGGACUUAAAGGCAUUUCUGGUGAGGUGAGAAAUGAGAACAUGUUCUUGGAAACUGGAGGAAAGGUGAUUGUUGGUAUAACGUGGCACAAAACUGUUCUAAUUUUUAUGGAAAGUAGAACUUGAAAGUGAUGAAAUUGGAUAGAGAGUUAAGGAGAUUUCCAAGCAAGUGGCUAAAAGAACAGCUUGAAUUGAAGAAGGAAUUGCUAAGCAAAAAAUAAUCAGAACUAGAAGAUUUGGAAAAUUUUCAGCCUAGCCAUAUUGCAAAAAAAAUGAGAAAGCAUGUUCUGAAGUGAGCACCAAGAGUGUGACUGGACUAACACUAAAGAGUUCAAGGGGUUAUAUGACCAGAAAUACGGCCAGUUUGAACUAAAGCAGUCAGAGACCAGAUGAAAUGAACUAAGGCUGUUAGACUUCUUAGAUUUGACAGGUCUUUAAGAAGAGGGGAAAAAUGACCCCAAAAGUGAUUCAGAGAUUGUCAGGGCUACUUCCUUGGUUUCAACAAACUAGAAGCUGGAAGCCUUGGGUCUAGUACUUGCCCUGCAAAGCGUUGGGGGUGGGACCCACACCUAGAGCUGUUUGGGUAAUGAUGGCAACCCUGGAGGCCUAGAGGGCAAAAUAUGGAACCAAGAAGAUUCUUCCUCAGCCUUAAGGUCUAAUGGAAUUUGCCUUGCUAGGUUUUGGACUUUUUUGGAACCUGUCACCCUUUCCUUCUUUCCUAUUUCUCCCUUCUGGAAUAAGAAUGUUCAUUCUGAGGUCACCUGGGUGGCUCAGUCGGUUAAGGGGCUGACUUCAGCUCAGGUCAUGAUCUCGCGGUCUGUGGGUUCCAGCCCCGUGUUGGGCUCUGUGCUGACAGCCACUUGGAGCCUUGAGCCUGCUUCAGAUUUUGUGUCUCCCUCUCUCUCUGCCCCUUCCCUGCUCGUGCUCUAUUCUCUCUCUCUCUCUCUCUCUCUCUCUCUCUCUCUCUCUCUCUCUCUCUCUCUCAAAAAUAAACAUUAAAAAAAAAAAAAAAAAAGAAUGUCCAUUCUGGGGCUGUCCCACUGUUUUAUUUUGGAAGUACAUAGCUUGUCUGAUUUCACAGGUUCACAGCUGGAGAGGGAUUUUGCCUCAGGAUGGAGUGUACUUGAGUCUCACCCAUAUCUGCUUUAGAUGGUAGUUAGAUGAAACUUUGGACUUUAGCCUGUAGAAUUGAUGCUGGAAUUUUUUAAGACUUUUGGACCUGUUGGGAUGGAAUGAAUGUGUUUUGCAUGUAAGAAGAACAUGAAUUUGGGAGACUGGGUUAGAAUGUUAAGGACUGAAUGUUUCUGCCCCCUGCCCUAACUCCCAAUGUGAUGGUAUUUAGAGACGGGGUCUUUGGGAGGUAAUCAGGUCAUCAGGGUAGUCCUAUUCUUAUGGGAUUGGUGCCCUUAUAAGAAGAGAGACCGGAGAGCUUGAUCUCUCUCCUUCCACCAUGUGAGGAUGCAGUGAGAAGUUGGCUGUCUGCAAGGCAGGAAGAGUGUUCUCACCAUAACCCAACCAUAAUGGCACUGAUUUCCCUGUCUCUAGAACUAAAAGAAAUAAAUUUCUGUUAUUUAAGCUACCUGGUCUGCGGUAUUUGUUAUGGAAGCCUGAAAUAAGACAUUUAAAAAUAUUUAGCUAUUUUGUAUACUGAAACUGACCUAUUCUUAGGUAUCCAAUUGCUAUUCCUUAAAUCUUAAUCUCUUCUCAUUGUGCUACAUUUGUGGACCAGAGGACACUAUAAUAUCCUUUUUCUUCAUCCAGUCAAAUAUGUUUACGGUAAACAUACCAGGUCUAGAACAAACGAAUCAGAUUUUACACAUCUUGUUUAUAUUUUUACCCUUUCUGUGGGCACUCGGGACUCUGCCCCCACCUGAUGCCCUUUUCUUAUGGGCAAUGGAGCAGAUUUUAGAGUUUGGCCUUGGAGGCUCAUCUAUGUCAACCCAUUUACGGUUAUUAAUAAUGUUCAUCAUCUCUGCUGGAACAGCGGUAACAUCGUAUUUCAUUCCCAGCACUGUUGGUGUGGUUCUUUUCAUGACUGCACUUGGGUUCUUGCUGAGUCUUAACCUAAGUGACAUGGGUUUUUUCUUCAAACACAGUGCAACUGGACACAGAGUUGGAACCAAAUCUAAGGCUUUACCCAAUGGGUCAGAAAAACAGUUUACUUGGAAGGAAUGCCUUUUCUAUAUUAUUAUAUUAGUCUUGGCUCUCAUAGAAACUAGUUUGCUGCAUCAUUUUGCUGGUUUCCCACAGAUUUCCAAAAACAGUCCUCAGGCUAUUGUUGGCUAUAUUUUGAUGAUAUUGCUUAUAAUACUGUGGCUACUUAGAGAAAUUCAGAGUGUCUGUAUCUUUGGAAUUUUCCAAAACCCUUUAUAUCCAAAGAAUGUGCAAACUGUGACUUUAUUCUUAGAGAAGCAAAGAAGGCUUAUGAAGAUUGGUGUUAUCAGACGGAUUUUGCUAAAUCUAGUGUCGCCUUUCGCUAUGAUAGCAUUUCUUUCAUUGGACAGUUCCUUACAAGAGCUCCACUCUGUGUCUGUCUCCAUUGGGUUCACAAGAGCUUUUAGAAUGGUGUGGCAGAAUACAGAAAAUGCUUUAUUGGAGACAGUCAUCAUAUCAGCAGUGCACUUAUUAAUCUCCAGUACAGAUGUGUGGUGGAACAGAAGCCUGGAUACAGGAAUCAGACUCUUACUGGUUGGUAUCAUGCGUGAUCGUCUGAUUCAGUUCAUCUCUAAACUGCAGUUUGCCGUGACUGUACUUUUUGCAUCGUGGACUGAGAAAAAACGUCGAAAGUCAACCACCACUUUAUGUAUACUCAACAUUGUCUUCUCUCCAUUUGUGCUGGUCUUCAUAGUUUUUUCUACACUACUCUCCUCUCCAUUACUCCCCCUCUUCACCCUUCCUCUGUUCUUGGUGGGCUUUCCCCGACCUGUUCAGAGUUGGCCAGGAGCAGUGGGCACCACAGCCUGCAUAUGUGCAGAUACAGUAUACUACUACCAGAUGGUCCCACAUUUGACCACUGCGCUGCAGUCUGCAAUGGCAGCUGGAAGUUUAGGUCUCCUCUUACCUGGGUCUCAUUACUUGGGCCGUUUUCAGGAUCGUUUAAUAUGGAUAAUGAUUCUAGAAUGUGGCUAUACUUACUGCUGUAUUAACAUUAAGGGCUUAGAAUUGCAGGAGACAUCCUGUCAUACUGCUGAAGCUCAAAGAGUUGAUGAAGUUUUUCAAAGUGCCUUUGAACAAGAAUAUGCAAGAGUAUGUUCUGUUAAUGAACACUUUGGAAAUGUCUUGACACCCUGUAUUCUUUUGCCAGUAAAACUCUAUUCUGAUGCCAGGAAUGUUCUAUCUGGCAUAAUCGAUUCUCAUGAUAACUUAAAAGAAUUUAAAGGUGACCUUAUUAAGGUACUUGUGUGGAUACUUCUUCAACACUGUUCCAGAAGGCCCAGCAUGCAGGAGGUUAUUCACAAAACUGAAAAUAAAGGGAAAGAAUCUCUAAUAAUCCUGCCUGCUUUGAAUGCUUCACCACAAACCCAAUCCCUAGAAGACACAGAUAGUUUAAAUUCAGAAAUUUUGGAUGAUUGGUCUGAUGAUAAUGUUUUUGGUGAUGAGCCAACUAUCAAAAAAGGAAAAGAAGAAAAAGAUCAAUUGAAAGUUGUACCAGGUGUAAAUUUGCCUAUUCCGGGAUCAGUAGAAUCACAGGGGGUCGGUGAUCAUUCAGUAGGCACAGUUCCUGAAAAUAAUCUUUACAAGGCAGUUAUAUUGGGAUACCCUGUUGUUGACAAAGGAAAACAAGAAGACGUGGCAUAUAUCCCUCUCAUGGAGUUCAGUUGUUCUCAUUCUCACUUGUUAAGCUUACCUGAAGAGUGGACGUCUAACUGUUUGCCUAACUCCAAAAUGAGGGAGAUGAGCUCAUUAUUUCCAGAAGAGUGGUACCAGUUUGUUUUAAAGCAGUUGGAAUGUUUUCAUUCAGAAGAAAAUGCCUCAAAUGUACUGGAAGAAAUCGCAAAGGACAGAGUUUUAAGAGACUUUUAUGUUCAUGCCGUAAUGACUUGUUAUUUUAGUUUAUUUGGAGUAGAUACUAUGGUUCCCAGUCCUGGUCAUAUAUUGAGAGUUUAUAGUGGUGUUUUGCCUUGGUCCCUUGCCUUGGAUUGGCUUACAGAAAAGCCGGAACUGUUCCAACUAGCACUGAAAGCUUUCAGGUAUACUCUGAAACUCAUGAUUGAUAAAGCAAGUUUAGGUCCAAUAGAAGACUUUAAAGAGCUGACUAACUGCCUUGAAGAAUAUGAAACUGACUGGUACAUUGGUUUGGUAUCUGAUGAAAAGUGGAAGGAAGCAGUUGUACAAGAAAAACCAUACUUGUUUUCUCUGGGGUAUGACUCUAAUAUGGGAGUUUACACUGGGAGAGUACUUAGCCUUCAAGAAUUGCUGGUCCAAGUUGGGAAGUUAAAUGCUGAAGCUGUUAGAGGCCAGUGGGCCAAUCUUUCCUGGGAAUUGCUUUAUGCCACAAACGAUGAUGAGGAACGAUACAGUAUCCAAGCUCAUCCACUACUUUUAAGAAACCUUACGGUACAAGCAGCUGAUCCUCCCCUGGGAUAUCCAGUUUACUCUUCAAAACCUCUCCACAUACAUUUGUAUUAGAGCCCAUUUUGACUUGUAAACGUAUUGUCAUCACAUGAGAUGGGUUUUGUGUUUUUUUUUUUUUCCAUUCUAGAAAAGUAACAAUGUGAUUCCUCAUAACUUCACUGGACUUCUCUCUCUUCCUCCAAGUCCGAUGCCUGAGAAAAGCUAAGCUCUGUAAAGUUGACUCUCUUAGCUAUCUUAAUGGUUAAAAAAAAUCAAACAAACUUGAUCUGACAUGAAAGUUAGAGCUAGUCGGCCAGUAUUUGUGCCCUGUGGAUUGUGGUAGGUUUUAGCAAAUAUAAAACAUUUGUGUAAGAUUAGAUAAUAAAUUUUUUAAUGCCUCCUUAAAUAUGUGGUAGGUGACUUGCCUUAUGGAAGUCAGCAGCUAUGUGAUUUUUACAUACUCAGAAGACACACAUACGUAUCAGUGCUUUUAAGUAAUGGUAAUGGAUCCUAUUGAAAGUUGCAAAAUGCAUAUAUAUAUUUAUUUGAAAUACUAAAUUUUAUAGUAUUUUCAAACUUAAUGCCUUUUUAACAUUUAACAUGGUCUAAGUAUUUUCAUAUAAUCUAUUCAUUUUCUUUUCAUAUACUUCAAUUCAGAAACCUUAAAAGCCUUUAGUAAAAUCUCUUACAAUAAAAUAUUUUCUUUUCCUUUCCCCGUAUCCUUUUGAUAUACAUGAAAGAAACUGGGUUUAACUUGUUUUUCAGGAUUAAUAGUGUUUGGUUACAACAUAAUGAGUUCACUACUAGAGGGCAUUCUGUUGAUCUGGCUCCUUAAGCAUUUCUUUUUUUUUUUUUUUUUUUUUUUAAUGUUUAUUUAUUUUUGAGAGAGAGAGAGAGACACAGAAUCCGAAGAGGCUCCAGGAUCCUAGCUGUCUGCACAGAGCCUGAGGCAGGGCUUGACCUCACAAAUUGCAAGAUCACGACCUGAGCCAAAGUCGGUCGCCCAACAGACUGAGCCAUCCGGGCACCCCAGGCAUUUCUUUUCAGUUGAAUAUACUGCUUCUGAAGAAUGAUUUACCCAAUAGGACUAAUGAGCACUAGUGUUGUAGGUAUCUGAACUAAAGACUGAAAGAAAUGGUAGAAAAAUUUUCAUAACAUCAGGAUAUUCAUUCUUUUGCUGCUUACAGAUACAGAGAAAAGACUGGUGGUUGCAUGAGGAGGGUGGUGGGAGAUGAAAUGGGUGAAGGGGAUCAAAAAGAAUAAACUUCCAGUUAUAAAAUAAGUUAGUCAUGGGGAUAUAAUGUACAGCACGGUGACUAUAGUUAAUACUGUAUCCCUCAUCUGAAUGCUGUUAAGAGUAGCUCUUAAAAGUUCUCAUCACAAGAAAAAUUUUUAAGUGUGACAGAUGUUAACUAGACUUACUGUGGUGAUCAUUUCACAAUAUAUACAAAUGUUAAAUCAUUAUGUACACCUGAAACUAAUGUUAUCUGUCAGUGAUAGCUCAAUUAAAAAAAAUAGUUAAGUUGGGGCGCCUGGAUGGCUCAGUCAGUUAAGUGUCCUACUUCGGCUCAGGCCAUAAUCUCAGUUUGUGAGUUCAAGCCCCCUGUUGGACUCUGUGCUGACAGCUCGGAGCCUGGAGCCUGCUUCAGAUUCUGUGUCUCCCUCUCUGCCCCUCCCCUGCUCGUGCUCUGUGUCUCUCAAAAAUAAAUAAACAUGAUCAAUGUAGCCAAUAAAGAUAUUAAAACAUGUUUCCAAGGUCGUCCCUUUGGAAAAACAUACAUGUGGAUUUGCUUUAUUGUCUAAUUAGAUAAUAAGAUUUAAGAUAAGGGAUGAUGAAAUUUUCUUUGAUCUUUAGCCUUAAGAUUCACAAAUCUUAAUAGAAAACAAUACUGACUCUUGCUUCAGAGAAUAACCUUGGAAGUUGAUUAAAAAUCAUUAUAAGGUUUUA
Neofelis nebulosa (Clouded leopard) is the source of this 7742-nucleotide messenger RNA. RefSeq names its product pecanex 4 (gene PCNX4). The transcript is spliced from 10 exons. Gene Ontology annotation, cellular component: membrane. The coding region runs from base 3008 to 5869 and encodes 953 amino acids. Lineage: Eukaryota; Metazoa; Chordata; Mammalia; Carnivora; Felidae. The record is from RefSeq and is a predicted model, not a curated record.